Messenger RNA from Drosophila suzukii, 1825 nucleotides. Its product is annotated as probable cytochrome P450 6a14. Gene Ontology annotation, molecular function: iron ion binding; oxidoreductase activity, acting on paired donors, with incorporation or reduction of molecular oxygen; heme binding. Lineage: Eukaryota; Metazoa; Arthropoda; Insecta; Diptera; Drosophilidae. The record is from RefSeq and is a predicted model, not a curated record.
UUUCUCAGUGCUAUUUGUGCGUUAAACAAAUCAAAUUCAACAGAGCUAAUAUACCUAAUAGAAUUAAAGACGCAAUUAUUAUAUUCUUUUUAGUAUUUGCUUAUGCGACGUUAUUUAUUCCAACGGUAUAUCAUUUUAUAAUAACUGGGAAUAAUUAAAUGUUAGGUCAUACCAAUUGCCAUGCUGUUAACACUAGCACUACUGGGCGUGGCCAUAUUUUUGGCCUAUAGUUUCUACCAUAAUUCCUACACCUAUUGGGCCCGGAAGGGAGUUCCUCAUGAGCGCCCCCUGCCGCUGAUUGGAAACUUGAAGGGAAUUGGGUCAAAGUACCAUUUCCGGGACAUCAACCAGAGGAUCUACGAUAAAUUCAAGGGCAAGGCUCCCAUCGCGGGAAUGUUCAUGUUCUUCAAGCGAACCGCCAUGAUCACCGAUCUGGACCUCAUCAAGCAGGUGCUAAUCAAAGACUUCCAUCACUUUCAAGAUCGCGGCCUUUUCAACAAUCCUCGAGACGAUCCCUUGACAGGACACCUCCUGACUCUAGAGGGCGACGAGUGGAAAUCAAUGAGGCAGAAGCUCACACCUGUUUUCACCUCCGGGAAGAUGAAGCACAUGUCGGAAGUGGUUGUGGAGGUCGGUCAUCGCCUGGCCGAUGCCAUGGAUAAGGCCGUAGAGGAGGCCAGAGUGGAGUACGGCGAUGUGGAGAUCAAGGAUCUCUGUGCCCGGUUCACCACGGAUGUCAUUGGGUCGUGCGCCUUUGGCCUGGAGUGCUACAGUCUCCAGGAUCCCAAUGCCGAGUUCCGCGAAAAGGGUCGCAUGGUCUUCGAGAAACCCCGCCACUCUAUGCUGGUGCAGGCUUUUAUAUUCACCAAUGCCAAGCUGGCCAAAAAGUUGCGUAUGAAGGCUCUACGCGACGAUCUGACCGAUUUCUUCCUGUUAGCCGUAAAAAACACAGUCGAAUACCGCAUCAAAAAUGGCAUAAGGCGAAACGAUUUUAUGGAUCAGCUCAUAGAGCUCAGAGCCGAGGACCAAGAAGAGGCUAAAAAGGGUCAGGGUAUCGACCUGUCCAAUGGAUUGACCAUGGAGCAAAUGGCUGCCCAGGCCUUCGUGUUCUUUGUGGCUGGAUUCGAAACAUCCUCCAGUACGAUGGCGUUCUGUUUAUACGAGCUGGCUCUGCAACCCGAGAUUCAACAAAAGGUAAGGGAGGAGAUUCAUAGUGUUUUGGAUGGGAAGGAGAUAUCCUACGACGCUUUAUCCGAAAUGACCUAUCUGGAACAGGUGUUGGCAGAAACGCUUCGAAAAUAUCCCAUUAUUGCGCAACUUUUGCGCGAAACUAAUGAGAGCUAUAAAGUUCCCAAUACAGAUUUGGUUAUUGAGAAGGGAACUUCAGUUUUGAUACCCGUACACAACAUUCACCAUGAUGCGGACUUAUAUCCUGAACCGGACCGUUUCGAUCCCAGUCGCUUUGAUCCGGAGCAAUCGAGGUCCCGUCACCCAUUUUCUUAUUUGCCCUUUGGCGAUGGACCACGUAGUUGCAUUGGUCUUCGAUUCGGAAAAAUGCAAGCCAAGAUAGGUCUUGUAUCCCUGCUGCAACGCUUCCAGUUCGGCAUUUCAAAAUUAACCGAAGUCCCAUUAACUCUAGACACCCGCAGCCCUACUUUGUCUACCAAACAUGGCAUUCAUCUGAAAGUGGAGCGCAUCUAAGGACUGAACUUGGAAAUAGGACAUUUCUAUCCUUCAAAUAUAACUCCCAAAGGUCAUUUUUCCAAUUAAUGUUGGAUUCCUCUUAUCUACAAAUGUAAUACCAUUAAAAAACUAAUAUGUUUUA